Schistocerca serialis cubense is the source of this 1023-nucleotide messenger RNA. Its product is annotated as paired box protein Pax-6-like. The record is from RefSeq and is a predicted model, not a curated record. Lineage: Eukaryota; Metazoa; Arthropoda; Insecta; Orthoptera; Acrididae. Gene Ontology annotation, biological process: regulation of transcription by RNA polymerase II; anatomical structure development. The transcript is spliced from 7 exons. The coding region runs from base 1 to 1023 and encodes 340 amino acids. Gene Ontology annotation, molecular function: RNA polymerase II cis-regulatory region sequence-specific DNA binding; DNA-binding transcription factor activity, RNA polymerase II-specific.
AUGGCCUCCAUAAAGAAAAGGGAAGAGGAGCGCGGCGCCGGCAAGGAGGGGAAGGUACGUGGUGGGGGGUCGGAGCUGGACGGCACGGGCGACGAGACGGCCUCCGGGGACAACAGCAACGCGGGCUCGAGCGCGGGCGGCGCCGACGAGGACCAGGCGCGCCUGCGGCUCAAGCGCAAGCUGCAGCGCAACAGGACGUCCUUCACCAACGAGCAGAUCGACUCACUCGAGAAAGAGUUCGAGCGCACGCACUACCCGGAUGUGUUUGCGAGGGAGCGACUGGCCGCCAAGAUCGGGCUACCGGAAGCGAGGAUACAGGUGUGGUUCUCGAACCGGCGGGCCAAGUGGCGGCGCGAGGAGAAGCUGCGCAGCCAGCGGCGCUCUGCGGAGCCGGUGGCCGUGGCGUCGGCGUCGGCGUCGCCCACGACGCGCCUGCUGGCCGGCGCCGCCUUCCCCACGGCGGCCGCCUACCCCGCCUCCAGCCUGCCCGCCGACUCCUACAGCACAGGGCAGCCGCACGUGGCGUUUAGCAGGGACUUGGACAGUAGCUGCGGCUGUUGCAGCCCCAUGGCGGCCAUGCCGACGUUCGGCAUGUCACCGCCGCCGCAGGGCCCUCCGCCCCCGCAGGGUGGCGCGCCCGCCCCCGCGUGCGCGCUGUCGCUGGGCUACGGGGCUCGGCCGCCCGCCUGCAGCCCGGCGCAGCCGCCGGCGCCGGCGCCCGCCCCCGGGGGCGGCUACCAGGCGUCGCCCGCCGCUGCCGCCGCCUGCGCCGCCGCCGCAGCCGCCGCCGCCGCCGCGCUCAACGGCCACGGCCAGUACGGAGAGUCGCCGCCGCCGCCCGCCACCAGCAUGUCCAUGACCGUCGGCGUGGGCGUGGGCGUAGGAGCGCACUCCGCCUCCAAGGCGCCGCCGUGCUACGACUACACCGGCCUCAUCUCGCCCGGGGUGUCGGUGCCCAUCGCGGUCCCCGGGCCGGGCCAGCAGGCGGACGUGGCGGCGCAGUACUGGCCGCGCCUGCAGUGA